Messenger RNA from Hemiscyllium ocellatum (epaulette shark), 4397 nucleotides. RefSeq names its product spermatogenesis-associated serine-rich protein 2-like. NCBI's taxonomy places the organism in Eukaryota, Metazoa, Chordata, Chondrichthyes, Orectolobiformes, Hemiscylliidae. The record is from RefSeq and is a predicted model, not a curated record. Bases 625 to 2355 code for a protein of 576 amino acids. Gene Ontology annotation, cellular component: cytoplasm. The transcript is spliced from 13 exons. Gene Ontology annotation, molecular function: protein binding.
CUUAUUAAAAUAACUCUUUAAUACUGCUUCUUUAGUCUAAAGUAUUGGAAAGUCACCAGGUGGGGGAAGAUGUGGGAGGGAGAAUUGCGAGACGAAUUUCACAGGAAAUCUCGGGUUGCUUAGCUUCUCUGAGAUUGCAAGACCAGUCCUGUUGAGAUCAGGCUGACCACCUGGCUGUUUUAAUUAAGAGAGGGGAUUGAGAGAAAGAGAGGACAAAGGAUUUAUUAUUGGAUCGCUCCAGUUUGGAAAAAAAUAAAAACAAGCAACUGCAGGCAAAGGAGGGAAACCUGGUCACUGACUGCAAGGUUUAUUUGUUGCGUUGGGAGGGAAUUCUGAGACAAAAAGACCCAAAGAGCUGACUGAUCACUGGGCCCCUCUGCAGAAUCGUCCCCACAAAGAAAGGCUUUGUGAUAGAGAAACUCUUGCGCUUCUCCUUCCAUCCACUGACGAAUACGCCGUUUUCCUGAUUGCAAGAGAAGUCCCAGGGACUCUGCUGAGAGGUGAGGAUCUUUAACGCAAAGUAUAUCUGCUUGGAGGAGGGAAGACGUUGAUUACCGAGUCCAGUUUAUCAAGUCGAACUCAGUAGCAACCCACCUUAAACUUUUUAUAAAAAAGAAAACGGAGAUGGCUAAAAAGCAAAAUCAAAAGGAUCCCACUGGAGUCAUGUUUGACACUCGAUUCAAAGCAGUGAUGGCCCAGGGAGGAUCUAAUGACAACAUAAAGGAAAAGAUUAGUGCUGUCCGUGCAAUAGUCCCUAACAGAAGUAAUAAUGAGAUAAUUCUAGUGUUGCAACAUUAUGAUAACUGUGUCGACAGAACAGUACAAGCUUUUAUGGAAGGUUGUGCUGCAGACAUUCUCAAGGAAUGGAGUGUAACAGGAAAGAAAAAGAACAAAAAGAAGAAGGUUAAACCAAAGGCAGAAGUAAAAACAGAACCAGAGCAACUGCAGUCUACAAAUGCAGACAACAAAUGUGCUGUCAAUUCUGGUGAACUGUCUACAAUUUCUUGGGAGAAGGACGAAGUAAACAGUUAUCAUGUCAACGGAUCUGUAAAUGAUGAAUCAGUAGAUUCUCUUAGUGAACAGUUAGAUGCCCUUUCCGUGGAUGCCCAAGAGCUGGAAGAUUCGGAAUUGAUGACUCCUGAUAGCGAUAGUAUAAUGGAAUCUGUAACAGAAGAUGAAAAGUGUAAAGCAGAAUCAAAAUUCCAACCCCGCCACUUCCAUAGCUCUCAUUCUACUAAAACAUAUCAACAAAAGAAUACAGCAAAGUCUAGGUCACGAGCUCCUCCAGGAUCACAAACCUCUACCUCCCUUUCCCUAGUCAUGCCAGAUGAUGGUGGAUUUAUUUCAUCUAAGAAUAAAAAAAUAGGUACUAAUAUAGAGAAGUCAGCAAAAGACUUGCAGCGAUGUACUGUGUCCCUAGCUAGGUACCGGGCAGUUAUUAAAGAGGAAAUGGACAUUUCUAUUAGGAAGAUGAAGCUGGCAUUUGCUGAACUACAGAACUGUUUUAUGGACAGAGAAGUGGCACUGUUGGGAGAAAUGGAUAAAGUCAAAGCAGCAGCAUUGGAUAUCUUGGAUAGUCGUCAGAAGAGAGCUGAAGCAUUAAAAAAAAUGACGGACAAUGCAGUCCGCAUGUCUGAGGAGCAGCUCAUGGAGCUCAGAGCUGAUAUUAAGCACUUUGUUAGUGAACGAAAAUAUGAUGAAGACCUGGGGCGAUGUGCACAGUUCACCUGUGAUGUGGAAGAACUUAAAGCGAGUAUCCAAGCCUUUGGACAAGUGUCUCAUCCCAAGAACAAUUACUCUGCCAGGUCAAGGUGUAGUUCUGUCUCAUCAGUAUCAGUGACGAGUCGGAGUGAUGUUUCAGCUCCCGACUGUAUUUCAGACCUCAGCCUUACUAAGUCGGUGAAGAAUAGUCCAUGUUCUGGAGACAUUUCCACUGCUUCAGCCAACUCUGCAAACCAAACUUGCUUGUCAAAUCGACCGGUUCCCCAUGGAAAUAGAAGAGCAGGUUAUCGUCCUGGAGAGAAUAGGAUAAAUGGCCCAAGCCACUUUGGAAGAAAUGAAUAUAGGAAUCGGUACCGGAAUGGACCAAAAAAUUACUCUGACAUUCGAUACAACCCACAAUCUUCAGCCCGUGGUUUUAACACUGAUAAGAGCCAAACCUCCAACACUCGAUACAAGCCACAACCUGCACCCUGUGAUUCUGCCACUGAUGGGAGUCAAAUAUGUUCUACAGCUUCUAAUGAUACAGCUGUAUCUUCUGACCCCAGCCAGUCAUCUUUACCUCCUGUUCCUGCCAAUGCCCUGUCUCAACGUAGGCCAAAAUCAAGUGGAAACAAAACCUCUGUGAACUGCUGAAAGCUUCUGACGUCCAGCAACAUGCCAGCUUCACGGCUAGAUAUGAUAAAACACAAUGGGUUUACAUUGACCUUGUCUGUGCCACCAGUGAUUUGCCUUGCAAUUGUUUCCUCUGUUUUCAGAUCAACCUUUUUCAUAUUUUCACAAGUUCUUGAAUUGAUAGUGUCAAUAAUUGUUAUUCUGUCCUGGAAGAGGGACCACCACUUGGCUAUACUUUAGAAUGUUAUUUAAGCACUGUUGCCUGGUUUGUCAUGAUUAAAUCAGUUAAUUUUACUUUGAACACAACAGUUUCAAGAAAUCACUAUACAUCUCAAACUGUUAGGAAAUAAAGUGCCUUGUACCUAUAGUGUUCAUUAUAAACCCUUAAAUAUUGCACACACGCUUAAAACUCAAAAGGACCAAAGACCUUCAAACUUUGCUGUUAUCGUUGUGCUCGAGAUCACCAUCAAAUUGUAAACGAGUACAAUGGUGACCCUUAAUUUUCUUUCUAAUUAAAGUUAUGUAUUUGGAUGAAACUGUUUUUAGCAGCGAACUGCCUGUAACCUGCAUUUUGUGCAGAUGAUAUGCUGACAGGAUGCCAGAUAACUUUUCCCAUUCAUUCAGGCUAUAUUCACAAAAUAAUUAUAGCACAGUAGUGAAGUGGCUUUCUUUUAUACUGAUGCAGUAGUUAUAGUUUGAAUUCAGAGACACGGCCUGGCUGAUAGGAAAUGCAGAUUUGCCGGAGGAAAUAGUCUCUACUUCCUUUUGAAGUCAUCCGGCAAACUUAGUGUCAGUGGGAACCUGAAAUCAUUUUGGACCUAAUGUUAAAAUUUGUAGUGUGAAUACAGAAGAAUUGAUCCAAAGUUUUAGUGGUACCUUUGCUGAACUAGCUUCUGUCUGUUACACCAAACGUUCUUUCUAUAUUUUUCCCUGAAUAUAAAUUCACCUAAGUCUGAACAGUGAAUCGACUUUCAGUUCUGCAUGUCUGAGGUGAUUCCCUUUUAAAAUAGGUUUUAGAUGUCAAGGUGGAAGGAAUGUAGAGAGGUGCCACUAAAUGUAGAUGAUGCACCCUUUAGAAAAUAUUUUGCAAGUCUCACUACACCCAUGAUCUCUCUCAUUCCACGUUCGAGAAACAAACUACAAAUGACUUCAUACAGGUUUCAACCAGUAUUGCUACCAGUAAACUAAUAAAAGCAUAAAGUGGGAAAUAUCUGUCAGAGAAUUUGUAUAUGUUCCUUUGGCAAAUUAGUCAGUUUUGAUCUGUAAGUUUUAUUUUCUGUCCUGUUAAAAUUACUAAAUAACAAAUAGGCAAAAUUCCUAACUUGAUUACUUUGCUAACUGCAUUUUAACAGUGAAUGAUUAGAAAUAUGUCCAUUGUAUGCCUAUAAUGACACUAAUUGAGUGAGAGGUGAGGCACUCAGAACAGCAGAGUAUUUUUAAACAAAAAUAGCACCUAUGUUAAACUACAUUAUCUUUCAAAAUGGAGUCAAGUGUAACUUUGUUUCCAUGUGCUGGUAAACACUGACUUGUAAGAACUGACAGCAUAUGGUACAAAUUAAUGUUUCAGAAUUUACUAUUUUAUUCCCACUUCCUUUGAGUUUUGUGCUAGCAUUCAGAUCUACUGAAUCAACAAACAAAUGAAAUUAAUUUAAGUUUCAACUGUUCACAGUCUGCUCAAUAGAUUGAAAUCCACAAAUUGUGUAGUUACAGUAAAUGGUUAUUGUUAUUAACCCCUACACACUUGAUGUUGAGAUAAGGGAUCAUGUCACAGAUUCAUUGAGCAUAUUCUGGUAGUUCAGCAGUGACGUGCUGGAUACCCAAACUAAUUAUUGAAAGUUAGGUUACCAUGCAGACAGCAGACUGUUUUUCAAUAUAGUUGAUUAUUAUUUACAUGACUGAAUCUUCCGCUCUAUGGUAUGGUGAUACAUUAUGGCUACAUCUCAGGCAGUAGAAUUGCUGUUCCCUCUUAAUGCAAGUCUUCUCCUGACAUAUGUCAUGUGUUUAAAACUUAGUUGAUGAAUAAAGCAGUAUUCUAAACUAAUCCUUGUUGUAAUAGCUGUGAC